Molecule: messenger RNA, 682 nt
Organism: Zingiber officinale
Lineage: Eukaryota; Viridiplantae; Streptophyta; Magnoliopsida; Zingiberales; Zingiberaceae
Exons: 2
Coding region: 91-660 (189 amino acids)
Molecular function (GO): zinc ion binding; nucleic acid binding
Source: RefSeq, a predicted model, not a curated record
CUAUCAGUGAAUGAGGCCGUGAAGAAAUUUAACCGAUUAGCACGCCUAUGUCCAGAGCUGGUCAGUACCGAAAGAGAAAGGGUCAGACUAAUGCUGAAGAUGCUCAGAACCGAGAUAGCCCUAAAUGUGGCCAGCGGCGUUAAUAGACCACAGACCACCGAGGAAUUAAUUAGCAGUGCUCUGAUCACUAAACACUAUCAGAAGGCGAUGAAUGAGGGUAAGAGUCAAGUUCAGAAACCUCAACAUAACAGAACCAACUGGAAGGAAAACUCCAACGGUAAGAGAAAACAAUGGAGCAGUUCUCAGGGUGGUUCAGCGAACAAGCAACCUAUGUUUCCUCAGUGCACCACCUGCGGAAAGAAGCAUCCGGGAAAAUGCCGUGUGGGCACGAAUAAGUGCUACAGCUGCGGAUUGGAAGGACACUUGGCCAGAAAUUGUCCUACUCAGAUGCAGACACCUCAGCAGCAGAGUAUCCAGAACAGAGGUACCCCCUCACAGCUAUAUCUAAUGCAAGCUGCACUAGAAGGCCCUCAGAUUGGCCAAGGGAGACUGGAAGCCCCGCCAGCUAUGACGAAUGCCAGGAUCCAUUCCCUCACCAGAGAAGAUGGGACAAGUGCUUCGACGGUCAUUACAGAUAAAGGCAAGGAAUGGAUUGUUUAAGGGGAGCAGAGCAGGAAAGGCA